This is a messenger RNA of Danio aesculapii, 5232 nucleotides long. RefSeq names its product ring finger protein 19A, RBR E3 ubiquitin protein ligase (gene rnf19a). The transcript is spliced from 10 exons. The record is from RefSeq and is a predicted model, not a curated record. NCBI's taxonomy places the organism in Eukaryota, Metazoa, Chordata, Actinopteri, Cypriniformes, Danionidae. Gene Ontology annotation, biological process: protein polyubiquitination; ubiquitin-dependent protein catabolic process; positive regulation of proteasomal ubiquitin-dependent protein catabolic process. Gene Ontology annotation, cellular component: cytoplasm; ubiquitin ligase complex. Bases 138 to 2873 code for a protein of 911 amino acids. Gene Ontology annotation, molecular function: ubiquitin conjugating enzyme binding; zinc ion binding; ubiquitin protein ligase activity.
CAGUGAGUCAGUACGAGCGAGAGAGCGGAGGACGGGACGCACAGGACGGCCCGACUUCAGCCCGACAAAAAAACUCCUAAAAGUAGCCGCCUUCCAACACCCCACUUGGAGUUUUUCGCCUUUAUUUGUUGCCUGUUAUGAAAUGCUUUUACGCGGAUGACUUAAAAGAUCAGGUCGAGAUCCAGCCUGGUGACUCCAAACUGACACGUGUGUCCCAACUUGAGCUGCCCGGCUCAAGGGAGCAGCUUGCAGAGAGUUCAGCGCCAUGUCUUAACACCUCACACUCCCCUCUGAAAACCCUGUCCCCCCUUCCCUCUCUCUCCCCUCCCUCCCCCUCCUCCUCUUCCUCCCCUGCCCUCCCUGUAGACGCUUCCCAGUCCUUCGGAAACCACAGUGCCUCCUUCGGAGAGAUGAGUUUGCAGCAGCAGGGGUCCGAGAGGGACCUUCCCUCCGCCGCCUCGUCCGUCAGUCUACCCUCUGUACGGAAGACUCCUAAAAAGCGGCGCAUCUCGCUGCGCUCACUGUUUCGCCGUCGUUGCGGGGAUCCCAAAUCACGCAAAUCACGGGCACUAGCCACCGGAGUGGAUGGCAUUGCCAGCGUGGAGAGCGUGCACUCUGAAAUGUGCCAGCAGCAGGAUCACGCUUCAGCUCUUUCUGCGGCCGGUGUGGCCUACACCUCGUCUUCAUGCUCCUCAUCCUCAGCCUCCACCUCUGAGCUGCUGGAGUGCCCGCUGUGCCUGCUGCGCCACACCAGAGACCGUUUUCCUGACAUCAUGACAUGCCACCACCGCUCGUGUGCCGACUGCCUCCGACAGUAUCUCCGAAUCGAGAUAUCCGAGAGCAGGGUCAACAUCAGCUGCCCAGAGUGCUCCGAGCGAUUCAACCCCCAUGACAUCCGAAUGAUACUCAACGAUCGGGUGCUUAUGGAGAAGUAUGAAGAGUUCAUGCUGCGCCGCUGGCUGGUGGCGGACCCUGACUGUCGAUGGUGCCCUGCUCCAGACUGCGGGUAUGCGGUCAUUGCCUUCGGUUGUGCCAGCUGUCCAAAGAUCACGUGUGGUCGUGACGGCUGCGGGACUGAGUUCUGUUACCACUGUAAACAGCUGUGGCAUCCGAAUCAGACCUGUGACGCCGCCCGACAGCAGAGAGCCCAGAGUCUGCGGCUGAGACCCUUCAGAUCAUCCUCACUCAGCUACAGCCAGGAGAGCGGCGCUGCUGCUGACGACAUUAAGCCAUGUCCCCGCUGUGCGGCCUACAUCAUUAAGAUGAAUGAUGGGAGCUGUAAUCACAUGACCUGUGCUGUGUGCGGCUGUGAGUUCUGCUGGCUGUGUAUGAAGGAGAUCUCUGACCUGCACUACUUAAGUCCUUCGGGAUGCACAUUCUGGGGUAAGAAGCCCUGGAGCAGGAAGAAGAAAAUCCUGUGGCAGUUGGGCACGCUUGUGGGAGCUCCUGUUGGCAUUGCCCUGAUUGCAGGCAUUGCCAUACCCGCGAUGAUCAUUGGGAUUCCGGUUUAUGUGGGUAGAAAGAUUCAUAAUCGUUAUGAAGGGAAAGACAUCUCCAAGCACAAGAGGAACCUUGUCAUAGCCGGCGGGGUGACUUUGUCUGUCAUUGUGUCUCCAGUGGUUGCUGCUGUUACUGUUGGAAUAGGAGUGCCCAUCAUGUUGGCGUACGUCUAUGGUGUGGUGCCCAUCUCUCUGUGCCGCAGCGGUGGUUGCGGUGUAUCUGCGGGCAACGGUAAAGGUGUUCGCAUUGAGUUUGAUGAUGAGAACGACAUGAACCCUGGCACCGGAGCUGCUGUGACUGACACCACUUCAGUAGCAGAGACCAGGCAAAACCCCAGCAUUGGUGAGGGCAGUGUAGGGGGUCUGACGGGCAGUCUGAGUGCCAGCGGGAGCCACAUGGAGCGUAUCGGAGCAAUGAGAGACAACCUAAGUGAGAACGCCAGCACUAUGGCCCUUGCUGGAGCGAGCAUCACUGGCAGCUUGUCAGGAAGUGCCAUGGUCAACUGCUUCAACAGGUUGGAGGUUCAAGCUGAUGUUCAAAAGGAGCGUUGCAGUCUGAGUGGAGAGUCUGGUACCGUCAGUCUGGGGACAAUCAGUGACAACGCUAGCACCAAAGCAAUGGCUGGAUCCAUUCUCAAUGCCUACUUGCCUAUGGACAGAGAUGGCAACAGUGUGGAGGUGCAGGUGGAUGUGGAAUCUAAAAGAGGGAAGCUUCGGCACCACAGCGGCAGCAGCAGUAUGGAUGAUGGCAGCAGUGGAGGACCCGGAGCGAGUGCUUGCCCCUCCGGCUGUCUCCACGAUGGCAAAUGCCUCACUUCUCGCUGGGCCAAGGAGCCGUCCUCCACCUCAUCUUCAUCAUCCGGCAAGAAGAGUAAAGGAAAGCUGCGCAAAAAGAGCGGUGGAACCAAGAUUAAUGAGACGCGCGAAGACAUGGACGCACAGCUUCUGGAGCGCCGCAGCACCAACUCCAGCGAACUAGACUCUCCUUCUCUGAGCGGCAGCCUUCCGUCUGUGGCCGACUCGCACUCCAGCCACUUCUCAGAGUUCAGCUGCUCUGACCUGGACACCUGCAGACCUGCCUGCUACGAGUCUCACAUCCGCCAUCCCAACACAGGCGGAGCGGUCAGCCCUCUUCCUGAAGUCGAGAACGACCGGCUGGAAAACUGUCCUGCUUCUGGGAGCCUCCCUCAAGCUAUGGUAGCCCCAAUCUCCCCCGAUGGGGCGGCAGAGCGUCCUCUGUGCUACAUUGCGGAGGAGAAUGUGAGUUUAAUGUGUGCGGCUAAUGCGGGCCAGAGCUCGCCUAAAGAACGCAAUAACAACCUUCCUCAGCCAGCUAGCCCUGUGCGCAACACCUGCAUUCAAACCGAGAUAUAACCAGACGGGUCGACUUCACCCAAAACGCUUUCACAGCUAACCUCAACGCCCACUUUAUUACCAAGGAUUGCACACUGAAUUGAAGAUUUAUUUUUUUUGUUUUUCUUCGAGGGUUACAUGGAGGUUUUAACGUCCUGGUCUGAUGGUCGAUUGUUGAAAUGUUGGAAAAGGAGCGCCACUUUUUACACUGGUCAAUGGCAGGUUGUGCCUUGAGGUUUCAGAAAGUUGACCAAAGGUUAUAGUUUGAUUAACAGGUUUUUGUUAAGACCUGUCGGUCUGUGUUUCUAGUUAGUCUAAAGCUUGGAUACGGUUCGGAAAGUCAACAGAUGAAUGUAAGGCGGCAAGUGAUGCACAGAUACUGAGGAUGAUGAUAAUGCUGUUGAUGAUGUAGCUGUCAAUCACAUAUGCCUCUUUCAGUGUUCUGGGUCGCUGUGAUGAACAAGUACAUGAAUGAAUCUCACAAAAACAUCUCGCAUAAUUCAACCCAAAAUUAAAACCAGCAAAAUGGGAAAUAAACCCUGUAUUUAGAGCAGGUUAGAUCUGUAUUGACACAAUUUCAUGGUAUUUAAAGAGGGAGUUCACUCAGAAAUUAAGCCAGCUCUAAACCUGUCUGUUCUGUGGAACAUAUCGAAAUUUGGAAGACUGUUAGUAGCCAAACAGUUUCAUCUCCCAUUGACUUUUAUUGUAUUUAAUGGAAGCCAAAACUACUACUACAGAACAUCAUCAUUUACGUUCCACUGAAGACAUUUUGCAGGUUUGAAAUGGCACAAGAGAGUGUGAACUGUCCAUUUAAGCAUAUUUUUCUAAUUUAAUGUCAAAUAUUUUGACUUUCUUUUAUUUCUCUUGUAGUUUGUAAUGAUUCUCAUUCUUAUUACGACAAUACAGUAUUUUUGUUAUCUCCCUUGUACAAUUAUUUCAAUCACCAUAAAGGCAGUACUGCAAAUAGUACCGUGACUUGCGUAUAUCAUAUUCAUUGCAGUAAUAAGAGUGAGAUUUGUUUGCAAAUAAAAAAUAUGCAAUAUUUUCCUAAAAAUAAUGCAAUCGUGAUGCUUUAGAAAGGCUUCGUUUUUCUUUAAAUAACAUUUUCCUUGAUUUUGGGCUGAAAUAUGACGUGACGUGUUCUUGACAGAGGUCAUGUUACUCACCCGUGUAUUCAGGCACCUUCACCACACAUAUACACACACACACGUAUACUCUCAGUUACCCAGCAUAUAGCUUUAGUCUGAGGAACCUGCACCUAUUCAAAGGCAACGAGCAAGUCGAGAGGGAAUCAACUUCCUUUUUAUUUCUGAGAUGAUACAAGAUGAGCCCAUGAGGGACCAGGCAAUAGCAGAUAUUUCCCUUUUCACAGCAGUGAUUCUUGUACGUGGUUGAGUGUUUAAUUUUGUGUUUUUUUUUUUCUUUCAUCACUGCUUAUUUUCCAUUUUUGGGGGAAAAGUAGAUGCUUUUGAGUUUAAGAGACACCGAGGAGCUAAAUGAAGUCGUAUUGCGCCCCCUGCUGGUAGGAUGGGGAUAAUUGACCAAACCCAAGUCUGGCAUGUUUCAAACAAAGAAAGUUUCUUCAAAGCCAAUUUAAUGCUAAUUUUCAAUAGAAUUACUGUUAGGGGUGCAGUGGGUUUAUAUUUAUGAAGCGGAAGGAUUUGCAUUGUUUAUAAAAGAGAAAAAAAAACUACUUUCAUUGUAAAGGCUAAGAUGGUAAUCGCAUUCAGGUUGUUUAAGUGAUUCUUUUUUUUUUGUCAUGUUUGUAUCUGUAUUGACUCAUGGUGCCUUUUGGAUCAUAGAAUAACUGUUUGUUUCUCCGGUUUGUGUCUUAUAAAUUGAAAUUUAAUGGAUGAGGCUGCAUUGAAUGUUAGCGAGGCGGCGUGGCAUGGUUUCCUAUCGUCUCUGUGCGCACGGUUAGAAACUACACAACUGACCGCCUACCAAAGACAGCACUCAGGCUUACCGACGACGACUCGUCUCUUCAACACGCUCACCUCCUCGUCUCCUCACCUUGUGUAUGUACGCGUGUGUGAGAGUGUGUGUUUGCAGUGUUCAUCCCAGUCCUGUUCGCGUCUUCAGCCGGGUCUCUUCCAGGAGUGGACUUUUCUUGCUGCCGUUCUGGUGCUGCUCAGUAAUCUCUCGGAACCGAUCUAAUGCCACAAGCUGCUUUGUUUUGUUGUUUAUUGUUCGUUUCUAUUUCUUUUUUUUUUCUCCUCUUCUUACGUUUUGAGCCUUCCUGCCCAUAUCUGUUCGAUUAUUACUUCAGAGACUAGGGCCGAUUGAUUUCUAACUUGUUCAAAACAGCUUGAUAUUUGUAUAUUUGCUUUAUAAUAUGCGUGUAAAUGCAUAUCUAAAUGAAAAUAAAAACAUGAAUCCA